Schistocerca americana (American grasshopper) is the source of this 1191-nucleotide messenger RNA. Its product is annotated as LWamide neuropeptides-like. The transcript has a single exon. Lineage: Eukaryota; Metazoa; Arthropoda; Insecta; Orthoptera; Acrididae. Bases 1 to 1191 code for a protein of 396 amino acids. The record is from RefSeq and is a predicted model, not a curated record.
AUGGGAAAAACGCAAAUAUGGGAAAAACGCAAAUAUGGGAAAAACGCAAAUAUGGGAAAAACGCAAAUAUGGGAAAAACGCAAAUAUGGGAAAAACGCAAAUAUGGGAAAAACGCAAAUAUGGGAAAAACGCAAAUAUGGGAAAAACGCAAAUAUGGGAAACACACAAAUAUGGGAAACACACAAAUAUGGGGAAAACGCAAAUAUGGGGAAUACGCAAAUAUGGGGAAAACGCAAAUAUGGGGAAAACGCAAAUAUGGGAAAAACGCAAAUAUGGGGAAAACGCAAAUAUGGGAAAAACGCAAAUAUGGGAAAAACGCAAAUAUGGGAAACACGCAAAUAUGGGAAACACGCAAAUAUGGGAAACACGCAAAUAUGGGAAACACGCAAAUAUGGGAAACACGCAAAUAUGGGAAAAACGCAAAUAUGGGAAAAUCGCAAAUAUGGGGAAAACAGUAAUAUGGGAAAAAACGCAAAUAUGGGAAAAAUGCAGAUAUGGGACAAACGCAAAUAUGGGAAAAAUGCAGAUAUGGGACAAACGCAAAUAUGGGAAAAAUGCAAAUAUGGGAAAAACGCAAAUAUGGGAAAAAAAGCAAAUAUGGGAAAAACGCAAAUAUGGGAAAAAAAGCAAAUAUGGGAAAAAAAGCAAAUAUGGGAAAAACGCAAAUAUGGGAAAAACGCAAAUAUGGGAAUAACGCAAAUAUGGGAAAAAUGCAAAUAUGAGAAAAAAGCAAAUACGGGAAAAACGCAAAUAUGGGAAAAACGCAAAUAUGGGAAAAACGCAAAUAUGGGACAAACGCAAAAAUGGGAAAAACGCAAAAAUGGGAAAAACGCAAAAAUGGGAAAAACGCAAAAAUGGGAAAAACGCAAAAAUUUGAAAAACGCAAAAAUGGGAAAAACGCAAAAAUGGGAAAAACGCAAAUAUGGUAAUAACGCAAAUAUGGGAAACACACAAAUAUGGGAAAAACGCAAAUAUGGGAAAAAUGCAAAUUUGGGAAAAAGUCAAAUAUGGGGAACAACGCAAAUAUGGGAAAAAACGCAAAUAUGGGGUAAAACGCAAAUAUGGGGUAAAAGGCAAAUAUGGGGAAAAACGCAAAUACGGGAAAAACGCAAAUACAGGAAAAACGCAAAUACGGGAAAAACGCAAACACGGGAAUGUUGCAAAUAUGGGAAAAAUGCAAAUAUGGGAUAA